Molecule: messenger RNA, 3230 nt
Organism: Arabidopsis lyrata subsp. lyrata
Lineage: Eukaryota; Viridiplantae; Streptophyta; Magnoliopsida; Brassicales; Brassicaceae
Product: disease resistance protein ADR2
Exons: 4
Coding region: 22-3204 (1060 amino acids)
Biological process (GO): signal transduction; defense response
Molecular function (GO): ADP binding; ATP hydrolysis activity
Source: RefSeq, a predicted model, not a curated record
CAAACACUCAAAUCCUUUCAUAUGGCUACUUCUCCUUCUUCGUCUCGCACCUGGGAGUACAAUGUCUUCACGAGCUUCCAUGGACCAGACGUCCGUAAGACUUUUCUCAGUCAUUUACGCAACCAGUUUAACCAAAAUGGUAUCACAAUGUUCGAUGACAAUGGGAUCCCGAGAAGCGAAAAUAUACCAUCUGCUCUCAUACAAGGGAUUAGAGAAUCAAGGAUCUCGAUCAUAGUGCUCUCGAAGAUGUAUGCUUCGUCCAGGUGGUGUUUGGAUGAGCUAUUAGAGAUUUUGAAGUGCAAAGAAGAUGUAGGUAAAAUAGUGAUGACCGUCUUCUACGGAGUUGAUCCAUCUGAUGUGCGGAACCAAACUGGAGAUUUCGGGAUCGCUUUCAAUAAAACUUGUGCUCGAAAAACAAAGGAGCAUGGGAGAAAAUGGAGCGAAGCUUUGGACUAUGUGGGCAACAUAGCCGGAGAACACAACUGGGGCAAUGAAGCAGAAAUGAUCGCGAAGAUUGCAAGAGAUGUUUCAGAUAGAUUGAACGCCACACUGUCUAGGGAUUUUGAUGGCAUGGUUGGACUUGAAACUCAUUUGAGAGAAAUGGAGUCUUUGCUUAAUUUUGAUUAUGUUGGAGUUAAAAUUGUUGGGUUAGCUGGUCCUGCAGGUAUUGGUAAGAGCACCAUUGCCAGAGCUUUAUGUAGUGGACUCUCUAACAGGUUUCAACGUACUUGUUUUAUGGACAACCUUAUGGAAAACUGUAAGAUUGGUCUUGGUGAGUAUAGUUUGAAGUUGCACUUGCAAGAGCAGCUUCUUUCUAAGGUUCUGAAUCUAAAUGGCAUUAGGAUAUCCCAUUUAAGAGUGAUACAAGAGAGGCUACACGACAAGAGGAUUCUUAUCAUUCUUGAUGAUGUUGAGAAUCUAGUUCAACUAGAGGCUUUGGCUAAUAUCAGCUGGUUUGGUCCUGGAAGUAGGGUUAUCGUGACCACUGAAAACAAAGAGAUUUUGCAGCAACAUGGUAUCAAUGAUAUAUACCAAGUGGGUUUUCCAUCAGAAAGCGAAGCUCUAACGAUCUUCUGUCUAUCUGCUUUUAGGCAAACGUCUCCACCGGAUGGGUUUAUGAAGCUUACUUGUGAAGUUGUUAAGAUUUGUGGUAAUCUUCCAUUGGGUCUGCAUGUUUUGGGGUCUUCAUUGCGGGGAAAGAGUCAAGCUGAUUGGAUUGAUGAACUACCAAGGUUGAAAAUUUGUCUUGAUGGGAGAAUUGAGAGCGUACUAAAAGUGGGUUAUGAGAGUUUACAUGAGAAAGACCAAGUUAUAUUUCUCCUCAUUGCAAUCUUCUUGAAUUAUGCACAUGUUGAUCAUGUGACAUCCGUGCUGGCAAAAACUAACUUGGACGUUAGUCUUGGGUUGAAAAACCUAGCGAAAAAAUAUCUCAUACAACGUGAAAGUAGUAUAGUCGUAAUGCACCAUUUGCUUCAAGUAAUGGCUACACAAGUCAUUUCCAAACAAGAACGUUCCAAACGCCAGAUUUUAGUCGAUGCCAAUGAAAUUUGUUUUGUUCUAGAAAUGGCAGAAGGUAAUGGAUCAAUUAUAGGUGUAUCAUUUGACGUAGCUGAGAUCAAUGAAUUAAGAAUAAGCGCGACGGCUUUUGCAAAAAUGUGCAAUCUUGCAUUCCUAAAAGUAUACAAUGGGAAACAUACUGAAAAAACACAACUGCACAUUCCAAAUGAGAUGGAAUUUCCACGUCGCCUAAAGUUACUACAUUGGGAAGCAUACCCAAAAAAGAGUCUACCUAUUGGAUUUUGUCUAGAAAAUCUCGUCAAAUUCAACAUGGCAUUUAGCAAGCUCGAGAAGCUUUGGGAAGGAACUCAGCCGCUUGCAAAUCUCAAGGAGAUGAAUCUCGCUGUGUCAACUCAUUUGAAAGAACUUCCAGAUCUUUCAAAAGCUACAAAUCUGGAAAGUUUGAAUCUUAAUGGUUGCACUGCGUUGGUAGAGAUUCCAUCCUCAAUUGUGAAUCUUCAUAAACUAAGUGAAUUAGGGAUGAGUACUUGCGAAAGUCUAGAAGUCAUUCCAACCCUCAUUAACUUGGCAUCUCUUGAAAGGAUCUGGAUGUUUCAAAGCCUACAACUUAAAAGAUUUCCAGAUUCUCCUACCAACGUCAAGGAAAUCGAGAUAUACGAUACAGGGGUAGAAGAGUUGCCUGCAUCACUUAGGCAUUGCACUCGCCUUACUACUCUUGAUAUAUGUUCCAACAGAAAUUUCAAGACCUUCUCAACACAUCUCCCUACGUGUAUAUCAUGGAUAAGCCUGAGUAAUAGUGGUAUUGAGAGGAUUACAGCCUGCAUCAAAGGUCUUCAUAAUCUACAAUUCCUUAUUUUAACAGGCUGCAAAAAACUCAAGUCAUUGCCGGAGCUCCCCGAUUCGCUCGAAUUACUAAGGGCAGAAGAUUGCGAGUCAUUAGAGAGAGUAAGUGGCCCCUUAAAAACUCCAACUGCAACGCUCAGAUUCACUAAUUGCAUCAAAUUGGGUGGACAAGCAAGGCGAGCGAUUAUCAAAGGAUCAUUUGUUCGCGGAUGGGCUCUCUUACCCGGAGGAGAAAUACCAGCAAAGUUCGAUCACCGAGUUAGAGGAAAUUCCUUAACAAUUCCUCAUUCUACUUCCAACAGAUUUAAGGUGUGCGUCGUGAUAUCACCCAACGAUCAAUACGUAAAAUUUAUGGAGUUAGAAUUAUUAUGUCGUUGCAAAGUCAUCGGCAACUCAGUAAACUCCUCUGACAUGAAGUUCAACCUAUUCAGAGUCUUUGAGUACAGGACAAAACAUUUAUUGAUAUUUCACUCUAGUUUGACAUUUAUUGACCCCUCCGAAGUGAGUAGAAAGAUAGUGCUCGAAUUCAGCAGCAGCAACCAAGUUUUGUACAUUCUUGAAUGCGGUGUCCAGAUCUUGACGGAAGAAGAAGAAGAUGUUGAUAGUAUAACUAACGAGGAAUCUGAUUCUGAAUCUGGCGAAAUGUCUGACAAAGAAGACGAUGAAGAGAGUUACAAAUCUCAAUCUGGAGAAGCAUCUGAAGAAAAGGAUGAGGGUAUCAGUGAUGAUGAUAACCACAAAUCCUUAUCAAGGAAGCGUAUGAGGAUAACCUCUGCUCCCAUAGCUGUCUCCUUCUCAAUGGUGGCGAUGCUACUCCUCCACCAACUUGUGAAACGAAGAUGAUUGACUUAGAAUCGAUGUCGAUAGGC